Molecule: messenger RNA, 2529 nt
Organism: Adineta ricciae
Lineage: Eukaryota; Metazoa; Rotifera; Eurotatoria; Adinetida; Adinetidae
Source: the annotation of a GenBank genome assembly
AUGGGGUCCGAACGACUAGAACAGUAUAAGAAAUGGCUUGCCAAAGAACCACAACUUGGAGAUAAGUAUGUAAUCAUCGAUGCUAAAUGGUUGGAGCAUUGGAAACGUUUCGUUGGCUUGGAAGAAAAAGACGAAAACGAAAUCAUUACAGAUCCCGGUCCAAUCGAUUUCAGCAAACUAGCAGUUUUGUCGGAUGACGAAGAUCCAAAGAAUAUUCAACUUCGUUUAGACGCUGUGGAGAAUAACGAUUAUACAUUCAUUCCAUAUGAACUCUACAAACAACUGUUAGAAACCCAGAAAAAAGUUGGUUCUGAAAUAGUUCGCGAAGUAAUUCCCCGCGGCGAUUAUGACACGGUGGUUGAAUCCUUUCUUGUACCAUUACGAAUUCGCCAGUCACGCAAUUCUAGUGCAAGUACAAAACAGAUCUAUCGUAGCCGUCGAACGAAAAUAUCAGACAUCAAAAAGACAAUCUGUAAUGAAUUUCAUCUCUCAGAAAGCGCAAACGGUUCUCUAUUCUCAUCGACUGAUGACAAAGGUUUAUAUUGGGAUACAAUUGAUGAACCAGACUAUAAGACUCUUGAAGAUAUUGAUUUAGUCAAGAAUGCUUACAUUGUGUACGAAUCAAGAGCAUUAGUGGUACGAAGCGCCAAUUUGUCAAAAACGUCUUAUAUUCCUGGACUUUGUGGUUUAACUAAUUUGGGUAAUACAUGUUUUAUGAAUUCAGCUUUGCAAUGCAUAUCAAAUGUGCCAGAAUUGACCAAAUACUUUCUAACAAAUGAAUAUAGUUCACAUAUCAAUCGCGAUAAUCCACUGGGAAUGAAAGGCGACGUUGCUCAGGCAUACGGUGAAUUGAUCCAUGAAAUGUGGUCAGGUAAAACAAGUUACUGCGCACCGAAAUCAUUGAAACAUAAUGUCGCUCGAUACGCACCACAAUUCAGCGGUUAUGCUCAACAAGAUUCGCAAGAAUUCAUGUCGUUUCUACUCGAUGGUUUACAUGAAGAUUUAAAUCUUGUCAAAAAAAAGCCGUAUGUUGAGAAAAAAGACGACGACGGCACAUUAGAUGACGAUAAGUUAGCUGCACAAGAAUGGAGCUAUUACCAAAAACGAAAUCAAUCGAAAAUUCACGAUAUCUUUCAUGGUCAAAUCAAAUCGGUUGUGCAGUGUUUAACGUGUGGUACGAAAGCGCGUACAUUCGAUCCUAUUUGUUUUCUAAGUUUACCGUUGCCAAAUAAGAAAAAAAUUCGCACCUAUAAGGUUGAUUAUGUUCGUACGCAUGGACAGGUGAAAUCAUACUACAUCAAAGCAAAUGAACUAGGACGAAUGUCGGACUUAGUCGCAGCAUUUUGCGCUCGUUUUCAACCGAAAAAAGUAGAAGCACGUAAUGGCACCGAGUUAAUGGAAACCGAUGAUGAAAGUGCCUAUCCAGAAGACAAUGACGAUGAACAAGGCGAUGAAGAAGACUUAACAAAAGCAGAUGAUUAUGAUGGACACCAACCUAAACCAGACUAUAUUCAUCCUGUAGAAGUGUACAACCAUCGAAUACAUCUGCAAUAUAAUGAAAGUCAUGCGUUAACACGUAUCAUAGAUCGAGACCAAAUCGUCUUCUAUGAAAGUGAACAUUCAUUAAAAUCGGACAAGCAAACAGGUAUCCUAAUGCCAUGCACGUUUCGAGAAGUUGAUUAUCGUCAAAAUUUUGGCUUGCCGAUUUAUCUCAGCUUACCCAGAAAGAAUUGUACCGGAAAAAACAUUCGAGAUGCUCUGCAGAAAGUAAUUGGUAAUUUCCUUCCGUUGUCAUCCGUUGCACCUGCCGAUAAACCCUUGUAUUCGGCGCUAUUGCAAAUUACUCAGAAUUACAGUCCGCAACUGAAACCAUUGUCAAGUCUACUUGAUGAGCAGAUUGAUUUUGCUCGUUUGAAUGUUGAACUUGUCGUCGAAGUCAACUCGGCAGUCGUAGAUCUAUACAAGAAACAGGAAAAAGAAAAAGAAAAAGCGGAUGACAGUCAACAGUCUGCCAUGAAAAAGAACAAUCGCGUAGAGAAUUCAACAAAACGAACAAUCACCUUGAUGGAUUGCUUUCGUUAUUUUACUAAGAAAGAAACGCUAUCGGACGAUGAUCGCUGGUUUUGUCCUAAAUGCAAACAGUUGGAGAAAGCAACGAAAAAGUUUGAUAUAUGGCUACUACCAAAAAUUCUUAUCGUUCAAUUGAAACGUUUCAGUUACACGCGCUAUCAUCGCGAUAAAAUCGAAGAUCUAGUCGAUUGUCCAUUACAUGAUUUGGAUCUUUCCCAAUUCGUACUCAAUCCAGAACAAAAGAAGAAUACCAAAUAUGAUUUGAUUGGUGUGAGCAAUCAUAUGGGUAGUUUAGGCGGUGGACAUUACACAGCUUACGCGAAAAAUUCCAAGGAUGAAAGAUGGCACUCAUUCGAUGAUUCAUACGUAUCAGAUAUCAGUGAAAAUGAUGUGAUCAGUAGAUCAGCAUACGUGUUGAUUUAUCGACAGAAAUCAACAACAAAUGAGGACGCAAAUUAA